AUGGCCCCCGAACUGAGAAAACGAACCAGAUCCGUCACUGGCAAGGAGCCUGUGGCGAAGAAGGCGGCCAAGGUUGAAAAGGUCGAGCCUGCGGCCGAGAAGGCGCCCAAGAAGGUGACCAAGAAGGCUACCAAGGAGGAGAAGGUCGAGAAGACUCCCAAGCGCAAAGCCCCCGAGGAGGCGCAAGCUUCUCCCGUCGCGGCGAAGAAGCAGAAGCCCGCCAAGGCGAACGCGAAGUCGAAGAAGUCUGCUGCCCCCGCGCCCGCCGAGCCCGCCGAGGAGGAGGAGAAGGAGGAGAAGGAGGCCGAGCCCGAAGCCACCGAGGAUGCCGAGACCUCUGUCGUAGCUUUCGAGGAGGAGGAUGACGACGAGGAGGUCGACGCCGACAUUGCCGCCCUCGCCGCCGGCCUGGACCCGGAGGACGCGCCAGCCGGCGACGGCACCGUCUUCAAGUCGGGCCAGGACGUGGGCAAGGUGCCCAAGUUCAAGAAGCAGAAGCAGUUGACAAACGGCAAAAAGGAGGAGCCCGGCGUGGUCUUCAUCUCCAGGCUGCCCCACGGCUUCUACGAGCACGAGCUCAAGGGCUACUUUUCACAGUUUGGCAACAUCACCCGCCUCCGGCUGGCGCGCAACAAGAAAUCCGGCGCGAGCAAGCACUACGCCUUUCUCGAGUUCGCCGAGGCCAGCACGGCCGAGAUCGUGGCCAAGACCAUGGACAGCUACCUGCUCUUCGGCCAUAUUCUGAAGGUGAAGACGGUGCCGGCGGAUCAGCUGCACGAGGACGUGUGGAAGGGCGCCAACAAGCGCUUCAAGAAGAUUCCCUGGCACAAGAUCGCCGCUGGUGAGGUGGCCAAGCAGAGGACCGAGUCCGACUGGACGCACAAGGUGUCCAAGGAGGAGAAGAAGAGGCUGGAGCGCGCCGAGAAGCUCAAGGCUAUCGGGUACGAGUUUGAGGCGCCCAAGUUGAAGGAGGCUGUUGCGCCGCCGCCUGAGCCCAUGGCUGUUGACGCGCCCGAGGAGACCAAGGCUAUCGAGGCUGCGCCGGUCGAGGAGGAGAAGGCUGCUGAGGAGGAGGAGGAGAAGGUCGCCGAGGUUGAGACGCCCAAGUCUGCGAAGAAGGCGACGCCCAAGGGCGGCAAGAGGAGAAAGUCCAGGGGUUAA
Colletotrichum fioriniae is the source of this 1161-nucleotide messenger RNA. It is a transcript of the gene NOP15, whose product is annotated as nucleolar protein. Lineage: Eukaryota; Fungi; Ascomycota; Sordariomycetes; Glomerellales; Glomerellaceae. Gene Ontology annotation, biological process: maturation of LSU-rRNA from tricistronic rRNA transcript (SSU-rRNA, 5.8S rRNA, LSU-rRNA). The record is from RefSeq and is a predicted model, not a curated record. Gene Ontology annotation, molecular function: RNA binding. Gene Ontology annotation, cellular component: nucleolus.